Messenger RNA from Rhagoletis zephyria (snowberry fruit fly), 3507 nucleotides. RefSeq names its product solute carrier family 22 member 21. Gene Ontology annotation, biological process: transmembrane transport. Gene Ontology annotation, cellular component: membrane. NCBI's taxonomy places the organism in Eukaryota, Metazoa, Arthropoda, Insecta, Diptera, Tephritidae. Gene Ontology annotation, molecular function: transmembrane transporter activity. The record is from RefSeq and is a predicted model, not a curated record.
CACAUUUAAGUCUAAUAAUAAAAGCUAAAAAUAAAUAUAUCGCUUACCUCAACAGCAGUGACACACCCUAAUAUGCCAAUAUAAAAUAAAUGAAAUAUGUAAGUGUAAUUAAUAUUCAAAUGACCACCGCGAAACUGUAAUGUAAAUGUAAAUGAAACAACGACGUCAGCAGCUCAGCACCAUUUGUGAAUGAAUGAAUUAAACGACAGCUACACGAUCCAAUUGUUGAAGUUGUUAUUUAUGAUCGGCCACAACAACACAGCAAAAGGGGAACAGCUGCUCAGACUUUGUCGGCAACCUAAUUUGCAUGCAACUCAGCAAACACCAGCACCAGCACCAACAAUAACAACGACAACAACAACAAAAACAAAAGCGAGCGCAAUAGAAAAAAAAAAUUGCAGCUAAUUAAUGAAAUCUGCGUGUUUAGCUGCAAAUAAAUCGUUGUCACUGUGUCAAAUUGUCGUCAAAUUGUCGUCGUAGUGACGUUGUCUGCCUGCCGCCAAUGGUUGAAUACAAUAUUUGUUGUGGCAUAAAUAUGCGCGUCCGCAGACGCACGUGUGGCAUACUAAAUAAAUACAAAAUUUUAGAAUUUUACACUGUUCAAAUGAAUACCCAAUGCACGAACGCAAUUAAACAUAAAUCAGUUGAGUGAAAAGUAAACAAAAAUAAAAUAAAUCAAAUUGUAUGAAAACAGUGAUGGUAUGUAAUAAAUUUGGCGCCACUUGAGCUUCCUCUUCUCACCUUUGUUUGUUGCUAUUUUAAGCGGCGCAUUUGAAUCGCAUGCAUAAUUGAUAAGCAAAGGAGUGUAUGUAUUGUGCACGCCUUCAAGCGCAAAAAAAAAAAAAUAUAUCUGUAAUCAAAACAAAAGCGUUAAGUGUGUUAUCGAUUAAAUUGUAAUACAAAAGUUUUUAAUAGAAUAAGUGUAUUACGCCACGAUGUCGAGAGAUCGCAAUUACACGUGCCAAGAUGCCGCUGAGCGUCAAGAAUUGCUGAGCUUCGCACCUAAAGUGCAAGUAGUGCAACGCAAAAUGAGCGAACGCAGCUGCUGUGAGGCGGCACCUUUGGUUGGCGGCGCUAUUGAUGACGCGUCUGCUGGCGUUGAGCUGAUUGAAGCAGAUGCUGCGAAAUGUUGGUUAAUGAGUGCGUCGCAGGAGAAGCAGCGAUUGCGACGAACUGACGAAGUGACCCCAUUUGGGAAUUAUCUAAAAAACAACAAACAACCGUCCUCAGCGCAUGCGACCACUACGAAUGCCAGUAAAUUGAUACCGACAAUUGUGACGUCGCAACAAAGUCCGCAACACCACCAACAAAAACAACAAAAGUUACACAAACAAAUGACAGCGAAACGUAAAAAUUCAAAUUCAAAUGAGAUCAACAACACCAGCAGCGCGAACACUGCGGCGACAGAAGCGCCACCUGCCAAUGCGAUGACAACGACGUCAGUACCAGCGAUCGCGACUGCGACUGCGACAGCAACGGUUGUGACGUCAGCGACACCAAAUAGCGGCACGAUCGCUGCCAAUAAUGGCCCCUCACCACCACCACCACCACCUCCGGCAGCAGCAACAAAAGCAACGAGGCGAGAUGCACAAAAAAGCAGCAGCAGCAACAACGGCGAGGAUGAGACUGAUGUGAUCGGCGAUCUAGUGGGGCAUUUCGGCAAGUGGCAAUGCCUGAUGACAAUGUUGUUGUCAUUGUUUCAGGUGCCCAAUACAUUUCACAUAGCGUCGCCAAUCUAUCAGGCGAUCAACAAAAAUUUCUGGUGCAGUCGACCGCCGCAUUUGCAAGAUUUGCCUGUGGAUGUGUGGCGGAAUCUGAGUAAUUCGCAAGACAAUUGUUUCCAGGCGAACAUUGACUGGAGCAAAGUGCACAACGAUAGUAUACGGUUGCAGCCAGCCUUACAACAAUCGAGCCAACAGCAACAGCAGUCACAUGGCGUACAUGGCAGCUUGCCACACGACCCCUCGGCGGCGGUGUCUACUUUUCAACACAAUCUUAUCUCACCGCUGGCCGUCGUCCAAAAUGCCACACGCAUCGCCUGCUCGGCUUGGGAAUAUGACAGCGAUGAUAAUUUGGGCAACACAUGGAUUUCGCAGUGGGAUUUGGUGUGCGACAAGGAGUACUUUAAGAAUGUGGCGGAGAUGUUCUUUCUAUUGGGUGCGGCAACAGGUGGCAUUUUGUCGGGUUAUUUGUCGGAUAAAUUUGGCCGCAAAAAAAUGCUUUUCAUAUCUGCAACGCUGCAGACGAUAUUUGGUUUUGCACUCCUCUUCCCCGAAUCGUUGGAAAUAUUUCUGCUGCUGCGCGCUCUGCUUGGUGUUGUCUCCGUGUCGGUGACCUAUGCUGGCCUAAUAUUGGCCAUAGAAUAUGUGGAUGGCAAAUGGCGUACCAUAGCUGGCAUGUACAAUUUAUUUCCACUGCCAAUUUCCUACAUGGUGAUCGCAGGCAUUGCCUACCUGACGCAGGAUCAUCAGCGGCUGCAGCUUUGCAUCGGCAUACCAGGCAUAUUCCUGUGUUUUCUAUGGUUUGUCGUGCCCGAAUCUCCACGCUGGCUGCUGGUCAAAGGACAUAUUGCCGAAGUAAAAGUUAUUGUGCAGCGUGCAGCUAAAUUUAACGGACGCCAGCUGCCACCCGACUUUGAGUCAAUGUUGAAGCCGCCGUCACAGGAAGAUUCCUCACAGAAUUGCGUCAGCCUUUUCAAUUCGCGUUACCUGAGUUGUGUGACAAUUUGCUUUCUUUGCAUUUGGUUCACCAUGAAUUUGGUGUACUAUGGCCUGAUAUUAAAUAUGAGUUCAUUUGGCGGAAAUGUUUACUUGAAUUCGGCUUUAGCUGGCCUAGUCGAAAUUCCUGCCAUUGCCAUUGCCAUGUACAUUAUCACCAAGGUUGGCAAAAAGUGGCUAUUCAGCGCCACAUUCUUCUGUACGAGCCUCGCUUGCUGUUGUGCAGCCAUUACCGAGGGCAAUGAUGACCAACUCUGGCUGAAGAUUACAUUCCUCAUGAUUGGUAAAUUCACCAUCAGCGCCGGCAAUACCAUAAUGCCCGUCUACACCGCCGAGCUCUAUCCGACCGCCAUACGUAAUGUUGGUGUUGGUGCUUGCAAUGUGGCCGCUGGUGCCGCAUUAAUACUAACGCCAUAUUUAUCAUUGUUGCAUAAAAUUGAGAUACAUUUUAUGAUGACGCUGCUCACCGCAUUUGCAUUCUUUGGCGGUUUUGUUGUGCUGUUCCUACCCGAAUCCGCAUCUGCUCAAACGAAAUCGGAACCGCGCGAGGAAAAAUGUUAGAGCUAACCAACUUUUAUCUGACCACAACUAAACAUUUUAUUGUUACAGUAAAUGGAUGUUUGUCAAAAUACGACGAAUUUACUAAGCAAACCAAAAUCGGAACAGUUUGUCGUUACCGAAAACAUACUAAACAGCUGUGCAGAGCAGCAAUAUAUUGUGAAGUAAGAAAACAAAAAAAUUAAGGAAAACAAACACAAAGUACAUAUGAAUGCAUUACUAAGAAUAAGUA